Molecule: messenger RNA, 1314 nt
Organism: Ctenocephalides felis (cat flea)
Lineage: Eukaryota; Metazoa; Arthropoda; Insecta; Siphonaptera; Pulicidae
Product: acetylcholine receptor subunit alpha-type acr-16-like
Exons: 8
Coding region: 1-1314 (437 amino acids)
Biological process (GO): signal transduction; nervous system process; monoatomic ion transmembrane transport
Cellular component (GO): synapse; postsynaptic membrane; neuron projection
Molecular function (GO): acetylcholine-gated monoatomic cation-selective channel activity; transmembrane signaling receptor activity
Source: RefSeq, a predicted model, not a curated record
AUGAUUUUACGAUACAUUCUGUUGCUUUUUGUGUGUUUAUUUAUUAGAGAAGUUAGAAAUGCUGAUACAGACGAUGCAUCCAAAUCAGCACAGAACCUCACGUGGUCAGACAAAAUUAAAAAAAGUUUGUUGGCGGAUUACGAUAAGUUUACAAGACCGGCAGAAAGAGAUAAUACAACUACAGUGCAAGUAGGACUAGUUAUUACGCAUGUCGACUUGGAUGAACAAACGGCCGUAAUGACUGUCAAUGGAUGGACGAAAAUGACAUGGAAAGAUCCGAAGUUAGUAUGGGAUCCAGAGCAAUUCAAUGGAGUUAAGACCAUUCAUUUAGCGGAUCACGAAAUUUGGCAGCCCGAUAUUUUGCUAUAUAAUAGUGCCACAGGCAGCAGCAUUGAUCAUUACGGAAACACGUUGGCAAUCGUAUUCAAUGGGGGCGAUGUACUAUGGGUGCCGCCUUCUACAUUUUCCGCUUUUUGCGAAUUGGAUUUGACAUAUUGGCCAUACGACACUCAGCAUUGCCGUAUUAAACUUGGAUCUUGGACAUAUGAUGCAAAUCAACUAGAUAUAGUUCUGUCAACGCCUGAUACAACGGACUUUACUGAAUUACUUAUCAGUAAUAACGAAUGGCAAGUCAAAGAUUAUACAGCUGAACGUCAUCAGAAGUACUAUCCUUGCUGUCCAGAACCAUACGCUGAUGUGGAAUUUAACAUAACACUAACUCGACGGUCGCCAACUUAUUCAUCUUUAGUUAUAACUCCGGCAUCGAUUGUGGUCCUCAUGACUUUGCUCAGUUUCUGGUUGCCACCGACAGCUGGAGAAAAAAUUAUACUUAAUUCUUGCAACGCUAUCAUAAUAUGCAUUCUUAUGAUGUAUUUUAGCCAAAAGUUACCAGUCAUGGCAAACCAUACGCCAUUAGUGGUGCUUUUCUAUAGCAGCAGUUUAAUAAUGGUGACAUUUUCAUUGAUUAUUGCCGUGGUAGUCCUAAACUUGGCUCGAACAAAGCAUUCAGCACCCUUACCGUGGACCAUAAAAAAUAUGUUAAACUGCUUAGGACCAUGGUUGGGCCUAAAACAUUUUAUGCAAGAACCACCAGUACCUUGCAAUAGGCCAGAAGAGCUUAGGGAGCAACCGAAUGCAUCAAAUUUUGAUGAAAUGACUUCUACCGAUGAUCGUCAGAUGAUUGCACCAUCUUCUGCCUCUAAACAGCCCGCACUUUAUCAAGAUUGGUUACUUCUGGCCGCAGCUUUAGACAGAGUUGGAUUCUUAGUAUAUUGUUUUGUUUUCGCAAUAAUGGCGGCAGUUUAUUCAAUUUAG